GCCUUCAGCCAUAGCCUACUACAAUAAAUGCCGCAGAAGGCUAUUUAUGUGUUGUAUUUGUUUAUCUUUUGAUUAGGAGCACAGGCCAUAGGGCAUAGGGCAUAGGGCCACAAAUCCACAGUAGGGCAUAGGCUGCACAUUUUUAAGAAUUUGACUCGCAUUCCCAUAGGGGCGAAUGGGCGGAUAAAAGAGACGUCCAUGAAUUAUGACGCAGUAGUCACAGCUAUUGGAACCUUUAAGAAGCACUAGAGACACGCUGUGCACUACGUUUAAAGUGAACGGGCACCACACACAACUGCGCGACGAUGAAUGUACAGGCCACCGAGACGCCGAGUCUACCGACGUCUCGAAUCAAAAAGAUCAUGAAGAAAGAUAACACUAUCGGCCUUCUGAGUGCAGAAGCAAUCUUUGUAACAGCCAAGGCUACGGAACUAUUUCUGGCUCACCUGGCCGAGAAAGGAUAUGAUAUUGCUCAAGGCGGCAAGCGGAAGACGAUUAAGAAUUCGGAUCUGCUGAAAAUAAUUCAACAAAAUGACAACUUUCAGUUUCUGGACGAGAAGGACCUCGGCAUCACCUCAUAAAUGUACGCAAUAAAACUUAGUCAAUAUAUAGUC
This is a messenger RNA of Sphaeroforma arctica JP610, 614 nucleotides long. RefSeq lists its product as hypothetical. Gene Ontology annotation, biological process: regulation of DNA-templated transcription. NCBI's taxonomy places the organism in Eukaryota, Ichthyosporea, Ichthyophonida. Bases 306 to 581 code for a protein of 91 amino acids. Gene Ontology annotation, molecular function: protein heterodimerization activity. The record is from RefSeq and is a predicted model, not a curated record. Gene Ontology annotation, cellular component: nucleus. The transcript has 4 exons.